This is a messenger RNA of Hibiscus syriacus, 408 nucleotides long. Its product is annotated as plant UBX domain-containing protein 5-like. Gene Ontology annotation, biological process: proteasome-mediated ubiquitin-dependent protein catabolic process; nuclear membrane reassembly; autophagosome assembly. NCBI's taxonomy places the organism in Eukaryota, Viridiplantae, Streptophyta, Magnoliopsida, Malvales, Malvaceae. Gene Ontology annotation, molecular function: ubiquitin binding. Bases 1 to 408 code for a protein of 135 amino acids. The record is from RefSeq and is a predicted model, not a curated record. The transcript has 2 exons. Gene Ontology annotation, cellular component: cytosol; nucleus.
AUGGCAGCAUAUGCCUCGGCCAUGAAAACGGAGUCUCAAUGUCCAAAAGAGUUUCAACCAGCUAAUCCGAGAACAAAAGUGGAACUUCAUUUCCUUAGACGGGAUGAAAACUAUUUUGAACCGAAUAAGCCCCAAAGUGUGUUUCAUGGUAUUGGAAGAACUCUUGGAAGUAACAACUCAAGCUCUACUCCUUCUAAGCCAACUGUUGCUGCCAGUAGUAUUACCAAUGCACUACCCCCAUCUAUGGGGCUUAUUGUGGAUUCAACGUUUCCAACAACCUCUAUUCAGAUAAGGUUUUCGGAGGUUACGCUCAUGGUCUCACGCUUCAAUUACCAUCAUACAAUCAGAGAUGUCUGUGGGUUCGUUGAUGCACAACGGCCAUGGUUUCUGCCGCAAAGCUUGAGUUAG